Molecule: messenger RNA, 4789 nt
Organism: Gossypium raimondii (Peruvian cotton)
Lineage: Eukaryota; Viridiplantae; Streptophyta; Magnoliopsida; Malvales; Malvaceae
Product: ABC transporter G family member 32
Exons: 23
Coding region: 227-4576 (1449 amino acids)
Cellular component (GO): membrane
Molecular function (GO): ABC-type transporter activity; ATP hydrolysis activity; ATP binding
Source: RefSeq, a predicted model, not a curated record
AACAGAUUCAGUACAAAAAGAUUAAGAAAAUGCAGGAAAAUAGAGAGAGAAAAUAAAAACGAAGCCGCCAUAAAUGCAAAGCUCAACUACCCAUCUAUAAAGACCAUACAAGCUCUUUUUCUUUCACUUACAUAAAAGCUCCGCCACAUUUCCAAAUCUGACAUUCAACUCCCGUUUUUCUUUUCUUUUCUAUUUCUUUGGUGUUUUAGAUCUUUGAUCGGAGGUAAUGUGGAACUCGGCGGAGAACGUGUUCUCCAGGUCGGCUUCGUUCAGGGAGGAGGAGGAUGAUGAGGAGGCGUUAAGAUGGGCGGCGCUGGAGAGGCUGCCGACGUACUCGAGAGUUCGAAGGGGAAUAUUCAAGGACAUAGUUGGUGACUCCAAAGAAGUGGAUGUUAGCGAGCUGGAGUCUACCGACCAAAGGCUUUUGCUCGAACGCCUCGUUAACUCUGUUGAUGACGAUCCUGAACGCUUCUUUGAUCGUAUGAGGAAACGAUUCGACGCAGUGGAUUUGGAAUUCCCGAAAAUUGAGGUUCGGUUUCAGAAUCUAACUGUUGAAUCUUUUGUCCAUGUUGGGAGCAGAGCAUUGCCAACCAUUCCAAAUUUUAUUUUUAACAUGGUUGAGGCAUUUUUGAGACGGUUGCGUAUAUAUCAAGGAAGGAGAAGCAAGUUGACUAUAUUAGAUGGAUGUAGUGGGAUUAUAAGGCCUUCACGAUUAACGUUAUUAUUGGGCCCUCCAAGCUCUGGAAAGACGACGUUUUUGUUGGCCUUGGCUGGACGCCUUGGAUCUCAUUUGCAGAUGUCGGGGAAAAUUACGUAUAAUGGACAUGGACUAAAGGAAUUUGUUCCUCCGAGGACAUCUGCUUAUGUCAGUCAACAGGACUGGCAUGUAGCUGAAAUGACUGUGAGGGAAACACUUGAAUUUGCAGGAAGGUGUCAAGGUGUUGGAGUUAAGUAUGAUAUGCUUUUGGAGCUUGCAAGAAGGGAAAAGAAUGCUGGGAUAAAACCCGAUGAAGAUCUCGAUAUCUUUAUGAAGUCACUAGCUUUGGGGGGGAAAGAGACGAGCCUCGUGGUAGAAUACAUCAUGAAGAUUUUAGGGUUGGACAUAUGUUCUGACACGUUGGUGGGAGAUGAAAUGCUUAAAGGUAUUUCAGGGGGGCAGAAAAAGCGGCUUACAACAGGUGAAUUAUUAGUUGGCCCAGCUAGAGUGUUGUUCAUGGAUGAAAUAUCAAAUGGGCUUGAUAGUUCUACUACUUACCAAAUUGUUAAAUAUAUGAGACACUCUACUCGUGCACUGGAUGGGACCACUGUAAUUUCUCUGCUUCAGCCUGCUCCGGAAACUUACGAGUUGUUUGAUGAUGUUAUACUUUUAUGUGAGGGCCAGAUUUUAUACCAAGGUCCUCGUGAUGCAGCCCUUGAUUUCUUUGCUUUUAUGGGAUUUAGAUGUCCAGAAAGAAAGAAUGUGGCAGACUUCUUGCAAGAGGUUUUGUCGAAAAAGGAUCAAGAGCAGUAUUGGUCUCUUCCUUUCCACCCUUAUCGUUACAUCCCUCCAGGAAAAUUUGCCGAGGCUUUCCGAUCCUAUCAAAUUGGGAAGAAUUUGCAUGAGGAACUAAACAUUCCAUUUGAUAGUCGCUACAACCAUCCUUUAGCACUUUCAACUUCUCGCUAUGGCGUGAAGAAGAGUGAACUUCUUAAGACCAGCUUUGACUGGCAAAUGCUACUGAUGAAACGGAAUUCAUUUAUCUAUAUUUUCAAAUUUAUUCAGCUUUUUAUUGUUGCCUUAAUUACUAUGAGCGUUUUUAUGCGGACGGCACUGCACCAUAAUACAAUUGAUGAUGGAGGAUUGUAUCUAGGGGCACUAUACUUUUCCAUGGUUAUUAUUCUUUUUAAUGGAUUUACGGAGGUUUCAAUGUUGGUGGCCAAACUUCCUGUUCUUUACAAGCAUAGGGAUUUGCAUUUCUAUCCAAGCUGGGCUUAUACGCUACCUUCUUGGCUGCUAAGUAUUCCAACUUCUCUCUAUGAGUCUGGUUUUUGGGUGGCAAUUUCAUACUAUGUUAUUGGUUAUGAUCCUGAUAUCACCAGAUUUCUUCGGCAGUUCUUGUUGUAUUUCUGUCUGCACCAGAUGUCCAUAGCUCUUUUCCGUGUAAUAGGAUCCUUGGGAAGAAAUAUGAUAGUUGCCAACACUUUUGGGUCUUUUGCUAUGUUGGUGGUCAUGGCUCUAGGAGGCUAUAUUAUUUCAAGAGAUCGUAUACCUAGCUGGUGGAUCUGGGGUUAUUGGGUUUCUCCUUUGAUGUAUGCUCAAAAUGCAGCUUCUGUCAAUGAAUUCCUUGGAAAUUCCUGGCAUAAGAGAGCUGGAAACUACACUAACUUCUCAUUGGGUGAGGCAUUAUUGAGAGCACGAAGUUAUUUUCCAGAGAGCUACUGGUAUUGGAUAGGUGUUGGUGCCUUGCUGGGAUACACAGUUUUGUUGAAUCUCCUGUUCACAUUCUUUCUUGCUAACCUUAACUCUCUGGGGAAGCAACAGGCUGUUUUCUCCAAGGAAGAACUGCAAGAGAGAGACAGGAGAAGGAAGGGUGAAAAUGUUGUUACUGAGCUGAGACAUUAUUUGCAGAACUCAGGCUCAUUUAAUGGAAAAUAUUUCAAGCAGAGAGGCAUGGUUCUCCCAUUUCAACCACUUUCGAUGUCUUUCAGCAAUAUAAAUUACUUUGUAGAUAUCCCUGUGGUACAGUAUAUUGACCUUCUUUCCUUUUCUUUUUGUUCUUUUGGAAAUAUGUUGAUCAAUUACCUUCUUUUCUAUGUAUCUUUUCAGGAAUUGAAGCAACAAGGGAUAACGGAAGAUAGAUUGCAGUUGUUGGUCAAUGUUACUGGAGCAUUUAGACCGGGUGUGCUUACGGCUUUGGUCGGUGUCAGUGGUGCUGGUAAAACUACACUCAUGGAUGUUUUAGCUGGUCGAAAAACCGGAGGGCUCAUAGAAGGGAGCAUACAUAUAUCGGGUUAUCCCAAAAGGCAAGAAACUUUUGCAAGAAUUUCAGGUUACUGUGAGCAGAAUGAUAUCCAUUCUCCCUGUUUGACUGUUCUGGAAUCUCUUUUAUUCUCUGCUUGGCUUCGGUUACCAUCCGAUGUUGGCUUGGAGACACAGAGGGCGUUUGUCGAGGAGGUGAUGGAACUCGUGGAGCUUACUCCAUUAAGUGGGGCAUUGAUUGGUCUGCCAGGAGUUGAUGGCUUGUCCACUGAACAACGGAAAAGGCUAACUAUUGCUGUUGAACUGGUUGCCAACCCUUCUAUAGUCUUCAUGGAUGAGCCUACGUCAGGAUUGGAUGCUAGAUCUGCUGCCAUUGUAAUGAGAACUGUCAGAAACAUUGUCAAUACUGGACGAACAAUUGUGUGCACCAUCCAUCAGCCCAGCAUAGACAUUUUUGAAUCCUUUGAUGAGCUUUUAUUCAUGAAGCGUGGAGGAGAGCUCAUAUAUGCUGGUCCACUUGGCCCCAAGUCUUGCGAACUCAUUAAGUAUUUUGAGGCAGUUGAAGGAGUGCCAAAGAUCAGACCUGGCUAUAAUCCUGCUGCUUGGAUGCUUGAGGUUACUUCAACAGCUGAAGAAAAUCGUCUAGAUGUGGACUUUGCAGAAAUUUAUCGUAGAUCAAAUCUAUUUCAGCGCAACAGGGAGUUAGUUGAAAACUUAAGCAAGCCAAGUGGCAACUCGAAAGAACUGAACUUUCCAUCCAAGUAUUCCCAAUCAUUUUUUGAACAGUUUUUAGCAUGUCUUUGGAAGCAAAAUCUAUCUUAUUGGCGAAACCCCCAAUAUACAGCAGUUAAAUUCUUCUACACUGUUGUCAUCUCGCUGAUGCUUGGAACUAUAUGCUGGAAAUUCGGUUCAAAAAGGGAGAGCCAGCAAGAUCUAUUCAAUGCCAUGGGGUCCAUGUAUGCUGCAGUCCUCUUCAUUGGAAUCACAAAUGCAACCGCCGUUCAACCUGUUGUUUCUAUUGAGAGAUUUGUUUCAUACCGAGAAAGAGCCGCCGGAAUGUAUUCAGGCCUAGCCUUUGCAUUUGCUCAGGUUGCCAUUGAGCUCCCAUACGUGUUUGCACAAUCAGUAAUAUACUGUUCGAUUUUCUACUCCAUGGCAUCAUUUGAGUGGACUGCUUUGAAAUUUAUAUGGUACACAUACUUCAUGUACUCAACAUUGCUAUAUUUCACCUUUUACGGAAUGAUGACGACCGCGGUCACACCAAAUCAUAACGUGGCCGCUAUCAUCGCUGCUCCGUUUUAUAUGCUUUGGAACCUUUUCUGCGGCUUUAUGAUUCCCCACAAGAGAAUUCCUAUAUGGUGGAGAUGGUAUUACUGGGCAAACCCCAUAGCCUGGAGUUUGUAUGGCCUCGUGAUUUCGCAGUAUGGCGAUGACGACAAGCUCGUCGCGCUAUCGAAUGGAGCAGACUCGAUGCCUACGCGAGUGUUGCUCAAGGAAGUGUUUGGGUAUAGGCAUGAUUUCUUGUGCGUAACUGCUGUUAUGGUAGGGUUUUUUGUCAUCUUUUUCGCAGUAAUCUUUGGUUUUGCUAUAAAAGCCUUCAAUUUCCAGAGGAGAUGAUGACAAGGGAGAGUAUGCAUACGCUGUUGUCUCUCACAAACACGAUUCUGUAUAGGAAUGUUAUGUUUUGGGUUUAUAGUGAAAUUGUUUAUUUUGUUUUAACAAUUUUUUUCCUUUUAAUAUAAAAAGUCGCAAUCUAGAAUAAGGAAAAGUAAAUUACUCAUGUAAUUAGGAUUAUAUGAACCGAUCGGAUUAAAUUGAGUUUUUUCUUUU